AUGAUUUGGUACCUGUUGUAUCCUUUGCGAGGAACGACCGAAGCUCCCGUCCUUGCGCCGAACCACCCUCUCCGCCGAACCUUUGCGCGAUACGGUCGAUACGCCGCGAGGCAUGUUGUUACGACCCUCAUCAUCUCCGUUGCUGUCGCCGCAAUCCUCAUAUACCCCUUCCCGUUCCUCUACACCUCAGACUUGAGCAAUGGCGCAUCUAACCUCCCCCACCAUGUGUGGACUGCUGCGCAGCCGCUCAAGGAAAACAGUAUCGAGUCCGACGUUAUUAUGCGCUCUAUAUGGGUCCACGGCAGCUAUAUGAAGGCUUUGGACCGCGAUGUACUACUUGGUGCCCUUGAUCUUCAGGACGAGCUGCUCGGUCCCACCAAAGAUUUCAGCCCGUGGCGGCCCACUGCUAACCCUCAGGCUCACGACCCCCAUGCUGAUCUUGCACCUCAGGAGCGGGAUACAUUUCACGUCGUCAACGGCCUCAACAACCAAUCGUGGUUCUUCCACUCGCCGCUUCAAUACUGGUCCUGCUCACGGGAGCGCAUAUCCGAUGAUGAAAACAUCGUCUCCACGGUCAACGCCAAGAAAACACAGCCGACGUCGGUUAAUGUUACUCUCAGGCAUUCCAUCGUCUUCAGCGGAAAGCGCUUCGAAGACAGAAAGCUCUUGGCAGCCGAUGCACUCGUCAUCACCUUGAUCCAUAUGCGUGAUUCGCCCGUCGGCCGUCAAUGGGAGAGAAGAGCUGAAGCACUUGCAACCCGGAUGAAGGACAAAUGGACCGCUUACCCGGCGGACGGGAAGAGCAUGUCCAGCCAGUUGUACGAGUUCCAGUUCAUGCCAAUAUCCAUGCAAGACACGGUGAUUCUUGCCCUCGCGUACGGCCUGGCAGGCGUCUACUUUUUCUACAGUCUCUCUAAACUGAGAGCGGUCAAGUCCAAGAUCGGCUUGAUAGUCACGGUCUUUGUACAGGUCGUUGUCUCCAUCAUGUCUAGUUUUACGGUAUGCGCCAUCUUCCGUGUCGAUUUGUCCGGCAUUCCGCAAGCGGCGUAUCCUGUGGUGGUCCUCUCGAUGAGCCUCGAAAACAUAUUCAGACUCAUCAACGCCGUCAUCAUGACUCCCUCGGAGAACAGCACGAGCAGUCGAAUCAGCCGCGCGUUUGGAGAGACAGCACACGUUGCGUUGGCUAGCUCGGCGCAGAAUGUCAUCAUCCUGUGGGGUCUGUCCAAGAUCGUCUCGCCCGGCGUAUCCGCGUUCUGCACCUUUGUGGCUGUUGCUAUUGUUUUCGACUUCUUCUACAUGUCUACCUUUUUCCUGGCCGUCCUCAGUGUUGAUGUGCGACGGACAGAACUCAGCGACGCACUGGCCAAAGCGUUUUUGAAGAACAAGCGACACGGACAGGAGCAGCCGCUGAAAUGCAGCUGGUUCGAGGCGAUGCUGCAGGGCAAGAUAGCUCUGUCCACCCGCAUCGCUGGUACAGUCAUCAUGAUCACUUUUGUCUUGAUAGCGCAGUGGCACUUUUUUGAAAACGACACAUUCAUCCGGCUCCUGCGGGGGGUUUUUAGGAUCUCCAGAGACACCGUCAGCUUCAGCCAGCCAAAGAGCUCGCUGCUAGUCGACAUCCACCAAGCGCGAAGCCCUACAUCUUGGCUUCGCCUUCAAGAUCACGAAAGUGCUCGCGAGGUCAUCAAUGUCAUCAAGCCGCGGUCCCAUAGUUACAUCGCCCGGGUGUAUGACCCCUUGGUAUUCGUCCUCAAGGGCGCAGAUCGCACGCCCGUCACGCCGGAGCGCCCCCUGCUGCCGGCCUUGUACGAUUUCAUCGACCAUCACUUGAAGCACUUCCUCGCCACCGUACUGUUCAUCGUUUCGGCUGUCCGUCUUCUCAUGAACUAUCUUCUUUGGGGAGACGAUGCCGAGUCGAGACGUAACGAUGACAUGAGCGACCAACCUCUGUUGGCGAUCGAAUCUCUUCCAGAAGCUCAUUCUUUGGAUGUUGUCUUGAUGUCAUCAUCGUACGACGGGCAUAUCAUCUCUGUUGGACUGGAUCGGGCAAUUCGUGUGUGGGACGUCCGGUCAGGAGGUGGUGAUUACUCGCUGGCCGAUAUCGAGCCGCCCCCUGAGAACCCCUUCCCGAUUCUGGCAGUUGCCACGGACAAGAAAUCCAGCUGGUUGGCCUUGUUGUCAUCUCACAGGGUGUUUCUAUGGAACCUUGUCGAGCAACGUUGGGGUCAGCCAGUCCCAGUAGAACUGAAUGGCCAGAAGCCAGAGGGAUUCUUCUUUGGCACCCCGACCUUUGACUUCGCAAGCCCGCUUGUCGUUGUCCGCCGAAACGGGACCAUGACGCAGAUCAUUCCUGGAAUGAAAGAGCCGAUGGAGUUUACAAUCUGCAAGAGCCCCCUGGUCUCGGUCCGACCGCUUGUGCAAAAGAUUGCUCCGUACGGCUCUUCGCAGCUGUCGAUACUUACGACAUCAAGAAAGGGCUGCAUUCAUGUGGCGACCCAGCAAGAGAACGACACCUGGGCGUCACAAGGCCUCGAUGCUCACUCUGUCGAAGAUCGAGAUGCGAGCCAGAUCGUACCACUGUCGGCUCUCAGCUCGUUCCUAGUCGCCAGGUCUCAGACGGUGGACCUCUUUGACGCGAAAUCGAAAACUCUCCUUCACACCUUUGAAACAGAACCCAUCCAGCCGCGGUCGCUGAGGUGCGUCCAUUCCUCGCGACGGAAGCCGCAAUGCGGUUCGAUCGGCCUCGUUUCAUUUGGCAUCGCGUACAACCACACAGAGACGGGUGAUUGUAUCAUCCACACUUUUACGCCCAAGGAGGAUGGCAACGUCAUUUGUUUCCGCAAUAUGGAACUCCCCUCCAGUCGCAACUGCAGUGGUUGGUCCGAGACGAUCGAGUCGAAGCGUCAAAUCCGCAAUCCGGGCACAUGGGAAACACUACCCAACGGCUUCCUCGUGGGCGUGCGGAGAGUUAUUGACGACAGCGGGUCAAGCAGUGGCGAGUCGUCCCCCACAACCACCGGUGGCCUCCGCCGCAGGAUGUAUCAGCGGCUGGAGAAACGGCCGAGCAAGUCAUUGGACAACUGGGAGGUCUGGGUGGCUUCACAGCUGGGAGGAGAGGAGCUGUAUGAAACGAGGCCACUCCACGACAACUACGAGAUCGGCUCGCAUCUCAUCAUCUCAGGACUCGGUCCAAUGGUCAAGGUCGGCACGGCGUCGGUCGCAGUUGGUUUCGGCAAUGUCAUCAAGCUCAUCACGGUUGGGCAUCAGCAUUUCGAAGACUUGGCUGAGAACGAGAACGGUGAUUCUAUUCCAAUUGGUAGCCGACGAAGGAAACCAGCAGCGGUCACGCAUGCCCGUAUGCAGGUCCCAUCGUGGAUAUAA
This is a messenger RNA of Colletotrichum graminicola M1.001, 3381 nucleotides long. RefSeq lists its product as uncharacterized. Gene Ontology annotation, cellular component: endoplasmic reticulum membrane; Golgi membrane. The record is from RefSeq and is a predicted model, not a curated record. Gene Ontology annotation, biological process: SREBP signaling pathway. Gene Ontology annotation, molecular function: protein binding; sterol binding. The transcript is spliced from 2 exons. NCBI's taxonomy places the organism in Eukaryota, Fungi, Ascomycota, Sordariomycetes, Glomerellales, Glomerellaceae. Bases 1 to 3381 code for a protein of 1126 amino acids.